Folsomia candida is the source of this 2391-nucleotide messenger RNA. RefSeq names its product ufm1-specific protease 2. The transcript is spliced from 9 exons. The record is from RefSeq and is a predicted model, not a curated record. The coding region runs from base 260 to 2035 and encodes 591 amino acids. Lineage: Eukaryota; Metazoa; Arthropoda; Collembola; Entomobryomorpha; Isotomidae.
UUCAUACACUAUGCACACUCUCAAUCUGGUUGUUGACAGCUGAAUAACAAAAUUUGUAUGUGACUUUCUCUUUCGAAACUUUAUUAGCGCAGCAUCGGGCCGACAAAGGCUUUGUUCUGUACAAGUACAAAAUUGUAUAAUUUUGGUUAUAAUUUUGAUUUGAACUCUUGUAAAUAGCAAGAUAUCGAACUUGAGCAUAAACUCGUAAUUUUUGGAACCUGACUAAAUCAUUAGUGAUAAAUAACAUAAAUAAAAUAAAAUGUCAUCUAUACGCCCAAUCAUUUCCACCACCAAGUCGAGCCCAAUUAAAAAAGUUGAAAUUCUCCAGACCCUGCAUGACAAGCUGCUACAAGGUCCACCAUUAUUAAAUGCAUUGAUCUAUGGGUUGCCAGCAGGAUUCGAGGGGCUAGAAACGCCUGUCGCAAUAACCGUGGUCAGGUACAACAAUGACGACUCGCUGGAGUUGGCCUGCAGCACCCUCCCCUAUGGAAUCACCUUAAUUGGCAUUGCUGAGUUCGACUCGGAUGAGACACAAGACCUUUAUGCAACCCUGGACCAAGUUGAGCACGCCAUUGUUCUGAAGGUGACGAUCGAUGAGGGAAUUGUGUGCUCAACAGGGUUGGAUUUCCUGUCCCCGGUUAAUCUUGAGGUGGUGUCGGAACUAGAUUUUUGGAACAAGCAAGUAACAACAUUCCGGCUGCAAGGACAAUUGCUACUCACGAGUCUUCUAGAAAUUCCGGAUUUGAAAAAUGGUUUCACCUCAGCCAAGUCGAAAGUACAACAUCAAGCAGCAUACUCGUUUGGAAAGCGAGGAGCUUUCAUUCUUCCUCCUGACGGAAAUUUUUCCUCUACAACUGACUACAACGGUGAAAGUACAUCUCACACUAAAGGAAAAGUUGGAGAUUUGCUAAAGUCUUUUAAACAAGAGACAGAGACCAAAGAUAAAACUGUGAGAUAUUUGCCGCCUGCUUCUUUAGUAGAAGUCAAAAUAUUUUUUGAUCAAACUAAGAGUAACAUGGACAACAGCCCACUGGUGGUCGUGUUUGAAAAAAGUGCAUCAUGUAAAUAUUUCGAACACUAUUUAGACUUGGAUGUUUUGGUUGUUAUUCCAAUGAAUGCUCGAAAUAGUCAAUUAUACGAACAGUUCAACCUCGCCGUCUGCAAUCAAUUAGAUUUUGGGUUUUCCAAUUGCAUUCAAAAGCAACUUGUGAAUUCCAUAUCUGCAGAGAAACCUGAGGUUUAUCACUUUUGGCCCGGCUUUGGAAACCAUUUCACUUCUAUCGUAUAUCCUCAAAACACGUGUCUGGAAAAAUUAAAGGAGACUCGUCUUGAGUUACACAACUUGUUUUUUGUGAAAGAAACCCGUCCAUUUUUCCGUCAGCCAGCUUCCUUGUUUCAAACCCUAGUAGGUUUGAUAUCCCCUCAUGUGUCCUUGACCCCUAAAUUUAGUGAGACAGAGCUGGUAAAAGGACAUUAUGAAUAUAGACAUUACAUGCAAGAAGGUUUCAAUGAUGAUGGUUGGGGAUGUGCGUAUAGAUCUUUGCAAAGUAUAGUUAGUUGGUUUCGGUUGCAAGGAUUUACAUCAAGGGACGUGCCAUCUCACAAGGAGAUACAAGAAUGCCUUGUCAGUUUGGGUGAUAAGCCACAGUCUUUUAUCGGAUCGAAGCAAUGGAUCGGUUCAACAGAAGUGUCUUUCGUGUUAGAAGCGCUACUAGGUGUGAGUUGUCGGAUCAUGUCACUUACGAGCGGUGGUGAAAUGGCAUCAAGAAUCAAUGAAUUGCAAUCACACUUUCGAAUACAUGGAACGCCAAUAAUGGUGGGCGGUGGGGUUUUGGCUCACACAAUAAUCGGAGCUAGUUGCGAACCAGAUUCGGAUACUGACGUCAACUUCUUGGUACUGGACCCCCACUACACUGGCAAAGACGAAUUGAAAACUAUUCUUGGCAAAGGGUGGGUUGGCUGGAAGGACAAUAAUUUUUGGAGUAAAAAAGACUUUUACAACCUAUGCAUGCCUCUGCUCCCCGCAUCCAUCUGAAACACAUUCUUCAAUAGGGGCAACAAUUUAUAUUGAAAGAAAAGUAAAACUCAAACGAACAUAAUAAAAAGGUCAUAAUAAUUAAUGUUUAGUUCAUGAUUUAAAAAAAUAUAUGGCACUUGUGUCAUGUCAUGCCAAUUUAAUACGUAUGGUUUAAAAUAAAUAAUUUUCCUCACUUUAUCCAUGAUUGUUAAGUAUUAGUAUAGUUUAAAUUACAGUACGAGUGCAAUCAUAAUAUUAAUUGGGCUGGUCUUUCUUUUUUUAUUUCUUUCAAAAUCGUACCCUCCUUUCCUGUAUCAUUCCAAUGUUUAUUUGAAAUAUCAAAACUAUAAAAUAAUAAAAUGUCUUUGAACAAA